Messenger RNA from Syngnathus acus (greater pipefish), 5546 nucleotides. RefSeq names its product URB2 ribosome biogenesis homolog (gene urb2). The record is from RefSeq and is a predicted model, not a curated record. Gene Ontology annotation, cellular component: nucleolus. Gene Ontology annotation, biological process: ribosome biogenesis. NCBI's taxonomy places the organism in Eukaryota, Metazoa, Chordata, Actinopteri, Syngnathiformes, Syngnathidae.
AGUUGAAAGGUCAUUCAGAUGUGAAAACAGGAUGCACGUGUUAGUGUAAAUCACAAAUUCAAUUGAUUAAUUUGCCUUAAGUGUGUGUUUUUGUGAUUUGUUAACGGCGACGUGGCAAGGCUUGAGAAGCAGCAAAGAUGGCUGCCAUCUACUCUGGUAUCCAUCUGAAGCUAAAGAGCUCUCAAACUCCAUGGGAGGACAAGUUAAAGCUUGCACGCUUUGCCUGGAUCUCCUCUCAAUGCUUGCUGCCCAACAAGGAACAAAUCCUUUUGGAUUGGUGCACACAUGCUCUGACAGGCUGGUAUAUUAAAAAGGUCGAGUUCUCACAAACUGUGCUAGAAGGCCUGUGGAGUUGCCUUGAUGAUUUUCUCCAUAGUCGGAAGCUUCACGUUGCUCUCAAGCAGGGCAAGACGGUCAGCUUGAGGCUCAACAUGGCACAGCUGCUACUCAACCUCCUUGAGGAGUGUGUGAGCGCCCCCACCAGGCUGUCAGUGGGUGUGUCCACCCUGCUAAGUGUGUGCCAGGGAAUCCUCUCAUCCUCAACUCUCUCAUCUGUUUUCACCACCAAGUACGAACUCAUGGUCAGUCUCUUGGUUAGACUCUGCUCCUUCGCCUGCCAUCAACUUCAACAAGCUUUGCCUUCAGGAUCCCAUCAAUUGGAAUUCAUUACAGACACUGUGAGCGACCUGGACUCUCAAACUGAAGUGAUCCCUAACCUAGACUUAGAGGAGAGUCAGAAGAAAAAGACCACUGGAUCUCAUUUGUUUGAGUUACUGCUUCAAGUUUUAGCAUCAUAUUUAUCAGUUCAGCGGCAACAAGGCAAUCCGAAUAGAAUUUUCACCUUGGUAACAAACCAGCUCAUCCAGCCGUUAUUGGUCCUGAGACACAUGCUGACAUCAGCAGAGUAUGCUCCUUCCCACACACAUCUGAAUCUCCGCCAGCAUCUCUGCAGAGACUUUCGUGCCAGGAUAGACUCCAUCCUUCAGUUAUCGCUCUUCUCCGCCGAGCAACUGGCAUCCUACAAAGAGGAGCUUCUAUCUUCUAAAGAGGAUACUGGCAAACGUGGACCCAGUGGAACAAAAGGCCUCUUCAAGCCAGCCAAUGCUUUAAUUUGCAAAUUAGGUUCUUGUGAGCCGCCGCUGCUUUACUCAGUCAAGUCAAACACCGUCCCGUUGUUUUUUAAAUUCUUUCUGGAAAGCUACAGAAAAUCUAGAACAGAAAAUGAGGAAGAGCAGAGAAUGCUGUGUUUCCAUUACCUUGCAAAGUUGUUGCCCGCUUUGGAUUUGUCCCCUUCCGAUGUCGCCUGCUCGCCACAAAGUUGGAGUCUGGCUUUACUGGCUAUGGAAUCGCUGCUUAGCCAUGCUCUGUCUGCAGAUAUUUAUAAUGUGGCAGCUGACAGAAUAAGAUACGCAGAGGUCCAGCUUAACUUUUACAAAAACCUCGCACAAAUUCUCUUCAAUCAGGCCCAGCCUAGCAUCCCUGCAUGGUAUCGCUGUUUGAAAGUGCUUCUGGGUCUCAAUCACAUGAUUCUUGAACCAGACUUGGCCGAGUUGUUAUCUUCAGCCUGGGUUAAUGCCGACUGUAUGGAAACACGGGUCCAACGGGCCAGACAGAUGAUGCUGUGCAGUCUAGUUCAGACUUACACCAAGCUCCGCCAGCUGCCUCGCUUCUUCUCUGAGCUCCUCUCGGUGAUCUGUCGGCCAUCUCUCGACAACGUUCACCCCCCUCUGCUUUGCGAUAGCGUGGCCGCCACGCUCAGAACCAGCAUUUUGGACACACCUCCAUCGCAGGGCCUUGAGAUUUGCUCCUUAGUGCUGGAGAGCAUGAGAAAACGCGUUUUACCUGACCUGGUAAAGGAAGAUGGAGAAGCAGAGAAGAUGGAAAUAAAUGGAGUGAAUGGUGAAAAAACUGGGGAUCAGGAGCAAGAAGCUGCAUCGGUGAAGCUUUUCAAUCUCAGCCAGCUCCUUCACGUCGUUUUAUUCAGUCUGAAGACUUUAGACGACGCCUCUCCUCUUCCCUUAGUCAGAAAAGGUCAAAACCUGAUGGAGGAGAUGCAGAAGAUUCUCAACGACCCUUCAACCGUUGCCUCCAGAAAACAAGGGGCUCCGAAAGCAAAGAAGAAAAGAAGAUCAGGAAAGGACCAGGGAGAGUCUCGAAAAGCACUUAAGUCUCUGUGGGAGCUGAAAAUCCAAGAGGCGCUUCUUCUGCUCCGAUACAGUUGGAUCGAAGUGGACACACUCUUUCAAAUCUACUGCAGCAAAUACGCACCUCUCGACUCCAACGCUGCCGCCUUAACAAACGUAGACAAUCUCCUAAAAUGCGAGAUCAACUCUGUACGUCUCCAUACGCACAGUCCCAUCAGCUUUGUGUUUCUCAAACUACUCACGUUGCAACAGAUUAAGAAAGUUCUAUUGGACUCAGCUUUACUCAAAGAUCCAAGUACCUCAGAGUCCCUAAGCAGGGGAGUGGAGUUUAUUUUAGCCAGAGAUGAGCUCCCGUUAUGUUCACAAGAUGAUCAGAUGUGGGACGGGCAGAUGAGCAGCGUGGACUCCAGCUCCCACCGUGUCGCUCACUGGUACGUUGUCACAUCUAACCUACCCUUGCUGGCCCCUUACCUGGACAGGGAAGACGUGAACUGCAUCUCGGAUGUUCUGGUCACGUCGUUGCUGAGUAAGGAGUCUCGCGGAAACGCAGAUCAACUCUCCGUCCCCCUCGUAUCCUCGCAGCUUAUCCACAGCCCCGUUCUGACCGAGUUGCCAUCGCUGUUCUCUGCCACUGUUGGUUCGCUCUUGCGUAGGAUUUUGGGGGUUCUAACUGCGGCGCAUACAUCUAAAGUUUGUCCGAUGCUUGAGAAGUACCAAAAGGGUGAAUUUGAGGUUUUGUCCGCCUUAGCGAAACAGAGCAUCAUAGAAGAUAUGACGGUGUCCUCACAGUCCGGGAACGUGUUUGUGCUUUUGAGUGACGCUCAAACCAAAGAGCUGAUAGACCUGCUGUCCAUCUUAUCAAGCCUAAACGCUGAUGGACUCAAUUCUGAGGAUCUGUUAUCGAAUUUCCUCCUCCUUGCCUUCAUGCUCACAUCUACCGGCGCUUCUUAUUCGGUAAGAUCCAGAUUCCGAAUAUGUUGCACAGGAGUCCAAGUGAAGCUGCUCAAGAUACUGGCGUGUCUUGUGGAGGGCCAAAACUUUCACGGCGUUCGAAGUUCAUUACACGGCAGCACUCUGCUGCAGGCCGUUGUCUCCUUCGAUGCUCGGCACAGCAAAGAAAGGCGAUUCAGCUCCACCGCUAGCUCCGAUUGGUUGGAUUUGUUGAAGCCUUGCAGGAGUUCUCGUGAAUUGGUCCACUUAAUUAUGGUCAGGAACAGCAGCGUACGCCUCAAUCUGGACCGGAUUGUCUCAUUUCUUACCAGCGAGGACACCACAUCAAAUCGUGGAGGCUCCAUCAUGUCCGUUCAUCUUCUACUGGCGUCCUUGGUCGCCGCCGCCAAGGCGAUGACCUCUUACCUGGGAAGGAGUAUAACAAUGGAUCAAACUUUGACCCAGAUUCUUACAAGAACCACAUCCUCACUGGGAUCAGUUGUGGAGUUGGUCCUGAAGGCCCAGAUGGUCGGCAAGAAGCCCGACUGCUCGCUCAGUCCCGCCUUUGUCGUGGACACGGUCACGGUCAUGCUGCGGUGUGAGCUGGCCACCGAGGGCAACGACCGGACCACCCUGAGCCACAUGACGCUCUAUCAGGGUUUCUGCCAGCAGAUCCUGAAAGAAAUGAACUCCGCGGCCAGACCCACGGACUUUCUGGUUUCAUCGUUACAUUUCUUGUCAGCGUUCUACACGGCAGUGAUGAAGACAGGAGAAAAAGAGGAGGAAGGAGAAGAAAAGAAAGUAAAAGUGAUGGAUGAGUUGUACGCUCAGAUGAUUCAAAAUGUCCAUAAACUUUUGACUGCUCAGUGGCUGUCGCCAUCCGACACAUCUGAGCUGGAGCCGGCUGUGCAGGAACUUCUGCACCACCUGCUGGAGAACAGCACUCCCUACCAGUUCAGCAUGUUGCUGACAAUGAUCAAAGAUGGCUUAGAUACUUGCACGCUCAGCUCUGGAAACUACAAGGAAGUGCUGGCGAUUGUCAUCAUCACCAAGCUGCUGUCCUGCUGUCAGUUACCUGAGCCUUGCUCCAAAGCUCUGUGGUUGCUUGCACCACAAAUUCUGUCUGCUAUGGUGUUCCUUGUCAGGUCGUCCAGUCAGGACGUGGGCUUGACUGCAACCUUCACCAUUCCUACCGUGACAGCCAUGACGACGCUGCUGCGCCAGGCCCAGGGUCUAAUCUCCAACCCUCAUCACGUCGUCUUGGUCCUCGGAGCGCUUCAAGCUGUGCCGCUUGAACACCUGACCGCACUUGUUUACCAGUCAGCGUUCUUGGCUAUUCACGAGGCACUUUUCGCUACCAUCCAGUGUCAUUCUCAGGUGAUGCUGAAUGCUACGCCAUCAUUCUUGAAUGUCUUUUAUCGUCUAGUGGCUUCCAUCAUGCAGGAAGGUCGACAGAGAGGAGCCGCUGACACGGGUGGGGAAAGUGAAGUGUACCUGCAGUGCGCCCGGCUGGUCGAGAGGAUGUACACACACAUUGCUGCCAUCUCCGAGAACUUCACCACACUGUCUGUCUUCAUGGUGGCUCAAUACGUCACAGAACUGCAAAAGGUUACUUUACGGCCAGACAUCAAGCUGCAUCUCACAGAGGGAAUCUACCACAUACUGGACUUGUGCCUGGAGAAAGAUAUCAAGUUCCUAACAGCAGGCUUGCAGAGCGGAGUCCGGGAGGUGUUUCAUGAACUCUACAGUAGCUACAACCACUACCACAAACCCCAGAUACAAGGAGAGGACAAAUACACUGUUUGAAGGGUUCAGGUGACUCUGAAAUUGGGAUAAUUAUGGAUUACGCAGCAAUUGUGUGACAGGCAUCCAAGGAUCUGGGUGUGUUUAUUUUGAUAUUUUUACAUAUUGACUCAGAUCAUGUAUAAAAGAGUGUUUUUUAACUUGUGCAUGUUCCAGGGUGCAGUAAAAUUUACUGCAAAUGUUCAUUUUCGAGCAUCUUCAAUGACAUCAUUUUAUGAGCAAGUGUUUUUUUACUGGGCAAUUUCAAGUACAAGCCAAAAAAAAAAAAAAGAUAAACUACUUUUCUCAUUUGCUAAUGGAGCUGUAGCGGUGUUGAGAUGAAUCACAGGGAUGAGUAUAAUCUUAGUCAACUUGAUGGAUCGUGUCAGAACCAUAAUGCCUUUUUUUCUUUUCGUAAUAACAGCCCCUUCAAGGAUGCAUUGAUUAAAGCUGAAGCUGGAGUAUUUUGUGCUGUAGUAGCACAAUAAGCGUAAGCGCCAACUCCCAUGCUGCCAAGCUCAUCAAUUUUUGGGAUUCCCUGCACAAUUCUGAAAAUGAAACUGUUGCAGAUGCAGCAUUUCUGUGAAUAGCUCAUAUUUAUUCUACAUCAAUGCUAAACCCAUCAAAGGAUUUCAUAGCGAUGAGCUGUAUGACUGAAAUUACCUAUUAAAAACUGAUUUGGGUAUAUGA